Drosophila obscura is the source of this 1230-nucleotide messenger RNA. RefSeq names its product protein windbeutel (gene wbl). Bases 355 to 1119 code for a protein of 254 amino acids. Gene Ontology annotation, biological process: protein secretion. The transcript is spliced from 2 exons. Lineage: Eukaryota; Metazoa; Arthropoda; Insecta; Diptera; Drosophilidae. Gene Ontology annotation, cellular component: endoplasmic reticulum; endoplasmic reticulum lumen. The record is from RefSeq and is a predicted model, not a curated record.
AGCAAACGAAGAAAAUCUAACAUUACAACAUAAAUCUCCAUUAGAGCAAUACAGCCGCCGAAACAGCUGAACCAACACCAAGAGUUGGCCGACAGAGACUCGGCUCAGCCGGUUUUGAGUGAGUGUAAGAGAGGAUUGCUUUACUGACGUGUCAUUCAACUCGAUCGAGAACCAGAAGUCGACGCUGAGAGCCACACAGGUGAGCGAAGCGUGAAGAGGCCCGCGUGGCUAUAGCAACUAAAGAAUAUCUGUUGAGCGCAGCGAAAAAAGACGAAGAGUUCGCAAAGAGGGCCGGAAGAAGAAAGGUCAAGUUCAUAGGUGUUCUGGAGCAAGAGAUCCAUUUUUGCAAAGACAAUGAUGAGAAUACUGGUGACACUGCUACUGGCGGCACUUGUGGCGCGGCAUGCUACGUGGGCAAUCUCGUGUGCCGGCUGUGUGGACUUGGACGAAAUCAACUUUCAGAAUACCGUCGAGCGCUUUCCGUUUGCUGUGGUCAAGUUUGACAUUGCGUUUCCAUACGGGGAGAAGCACGAAGCAUUUGCUGCCUUCUCCACGGCAGCCCACAAGGUAACUGGAGAGCUGCUGGUGGCCACUGUUGGGAUCAAGGACUAUGGUGAACUGGAAAACAAAGCACUGGGUGAGCGAUUUGAGGUUGACGAAAAGAAGUUUCCGGCCAUACUCCUCUUCAAGGGCAGUGUGGAGCAGUUCGUUAAGUUCCCCAGUCACUUGGAGGUCACACUGGACAAUCUAAAGGCCUUUGUCAGCAGCAACACCCCCCUGUAUAUCGGUCGCGAUGGUUGCCUAAAGGAAUUUAACGAUGCCAUCAAAAACUACGCAAACCUACCGGACGAAGCUCAGCUUAGCUUGAUUGAGAAACUGGAGGCCCAGCAAGGGAGUGGGAGUGGCAAAUAUUACGUGUUGUACAUGCGGAAGAUCCAUGAGAACGGAUACGAUUUCCUCGAGGAGGAGACAAAACGACUGUUGCGCCUCAAAGCUGGAAAAGUGACCGCCGCCAAGAAGCUGGAGCUGCAGCAAAAGUUGAACAUUCUGGAAGCCUUUCGUGUCCACAACCUAACCAAAGUAACGCCCGAAAAGGAGUCAUCAAAGGAGGAUCUUUGAGCCAGUCUCUUCUGCACCUUCUGUAUGAAUAAACAAAAUUGUAGUGAUCUUCAAGUGCACUCCAUCUAGGGAAUCAGAUUUGUUUGUACAUUAAAGCUUAGUUUAAACAUA